Molecule: messenger RNA, 6886 nt
Organism: Vicia villosa (hairy vetch)
Lineage: Eukaryota; Viridiplantae; Streptophyta; Magnoliopsida; Fabales; Fabaceae
Exons: 2
Coding region: 3865-5118 (417 amino acids)
Source: RefSeq, a predicted model, not a curated record
UUUCAAUUCACUUUUAUUACCUCCGUCAUAGAAACAAAUGUCAUUUCCAUGCUAUCUAUUACAUCUCCUUUCUAAGGAAUCGAAGGAAUGUUCUUGGUUUCAGUGUUCAACGGAGGAUUCCGCUUUCACGUAACGACUUUCAUUUGUUUCCACUUCCAUCAUUCAACAGAACCGAGUUUACUUCUUCUGGAUCCGUUUGACCGCUGAGAAAUCUACACGAUCUGAAAGAGUUGAAGUGAUUUUUACCUUCACGGGACCUUUUUGGUGACUUUAAGAAGAUCUGAGAUGGAUGUCUCAAGAAAUGCGUGGUUUAUGUUGAAGCUGUUCUUAACAGCCUUGCUGCCAAUGUUACCAAGUUUUGGGUGAGCAGGUAGCUGUUAUUUGCUAAGUGGAGAAAGCUAAAGACAACAUGAUUGCUUGAUCAGUUAUAUAGAGUUCGAUCAGGUUAGUGCUGUCUGUUUUUGCCUUAUUGUCUGAUAUCUCUUUUGCGAGAGCCUUGUUUAAUUUAAUUUGUGCAUUAGUGUAAUUUCUUACUACCUGAUUUUAUGUCUUUUACUACUAAGGUACAUAUUGAAGUUAUUGCAAGCUAGAAAUCUCAUAAAACAUGCAAUUAUAUUUCCAUUUCACUUUGCGUUGCUAUGUAGUUAUUUAAUUAUUUUCAAUAUUUCAUUAAUGUAGAGAUUAGUGUCUGUUUGCAUUUAAUAUGUUAAUGUUAGACCUGAUUCAGACCCGGUUCAGGUCAUGGCUCAACCCGUCAGAGGUUGAAGAUGAACCCCCAUUCACUACUUUAAACCAUCCCAUUACUCCAUAGUUACCGUUUCGACAACUCUCUCAAAAACAGAAAAUUCUUACCAGUUACUCCCUCCGUCUCAUAAUAAGUGUCUCAUUUGUACAAGACAGUCAAAAAUUCAAAUCUUCUUCUAUAUAGAAGUGAGACAUGAUUCAUCUCUACAAAAGAUAUUCCUUCUAUUACACCACAUUAAAAAAAUACAAACAUUAUCAAUCAUUUCUCAUUUAGGUUAGGUGGCAUGUUUUGUUGAUUAAAAAAUCCAGACUUGUUGUCCUUCCCUUAUGAUUACUUCUUUCCUGUACAAAGACGCAACUAGAGUACUUGGGACAUUCCAAGUAAGGUUCCUCUCUUAUUGUGAAAAGAAUACCUUUUUUUUUCCUCAAAAAAACGUUUGUGGUGGUGAGAUAUCUCCCUGUUAAGAUGAUGACUUGUCUCUUUUAUCUAAAACAGAGAUCAAUUUUAGCUUCAAUCUCGGGCUUUGAACAAGACACAAAAUUCAAUUAAUUUCCCUAUUAGUUCCCCGAAUAUAGAAAGCUCUGACUUUCAUUAGGGAUAUGUAGGCAUAAGAUUCACAAGGAAUCUUUGCGAGCAAACAACAAACCAACAAACAGUAAGUUUCCAAGUCUUCUUUCAAUUCUCUCUCUCAUAUCAUAAAGGAGAAACUUUCUCAGUAACCAAACAACAAACAACCCAAAGUAUAAACAUAAACAAUAAAGGGAUCCCGUAGAGUACUAGGAAUACUUAGGGUGCUAUAAUACCUUCCUUCUGUGUAACCAACCUCCUGGACCCUCUCCUAGGUGCUCCCCACACUUAAAACAAACAACGUUUAUUUAGAUUUUCGUGAAAGUGUAAGAAUCAAAAAGCGUGCGACAGAAAACUGGUCUUUAAAUGGUUGUUGAACCAUAAAAGAUGUUAAUAAUUACUUGUUGGUAGUUGGUCUAGAGGUCAUUCUCUCAAAAACCCCAAAAUUCCACAAAAGCUUCCACCUUUACCCUUUAAACCACACCAAAUUAUCAACCCUUUUCAUAUAAGCUUCUCCAAUUCUCACCCUCUACCACAUCCACCAAUUCAUUUUAACUUUCACCGUCGUUUUGUUUCUCACCAGUUUUGCAUGUACAACAUAAUGCCUCCUCCUCGAAGAGCAGUUACAGGCAAGGAUGUGGAGUCGAGGGUUUGCUUGCUAAGUUCUUAAUGCGAAAGGCUCGAUCAUUACUGAAGGAUACGAAUUACCAAGCUUUUGAAGAAGUUGUGGCUCUUUUGAUAUAUGGGUUGGUGUUAUUCCCUAAUCCCGACCAAUUCAUAGGCGUGCACGCUAUCAACAUUUUCUUAACCCGCAAUCCGGUACCUACUUUGCUGGGAGACAUUCUACAUUCUCUAUACACUCGUACCAUGAAAAAGCGAGGGACUCUUAUGUGUUGUGUACCACUACUGGCUAGAUGGUUUACAUCACACCUUCCCCGAUCGGUGUUGAAAAACGAGCAAAGGAUGCAAUGGUCUCACAGAAUUAUGUCCUUAUCUCAUUCAGAUAUCCGAUGGAACAACUUCUUUCAAGAAGACAUCACUCUUAUUGACCAUUGUGGGGAGUACCCUAAUGUGCCGGUCCUUGGCAUUAGGGGAGGCAUCACCUACAAUCCCUCUUUAGCUUUGCGCCAAUUUGGAUAUGCACGAAGAAAUGGUCCUCACGACAUGAUCAUCCACGACAUUGUGUUCAACUACGAAGAUGAUUCCCAAGGAUAUCGACAAAGGUUUAUACAUGCUUGGGACAGUGUCUACAAAGUAGAACGCAAGUCUUUAGGACAAUGGAAUUCUACUCCCAUGGAGCCUUACCUCAAAUGGGUGCGUGCUCGUGCUCAGAAGUUCAUCAUGCCAUAUCCCGCUAUCAUACCUGUGACCAUUGAGCCAGAAGUCGAAGGGGAGGAACCUCGAGUUAUUCUACAUCCCGACAUGCCGACUGACUUGGAAGAACUGCAGAAAUCUUGGGUUCAACUAAAAGAAGAAAGGGACACCUUCAAAGCACAUUGUCAGGACUAUAAAAGGAAAGUGUUGGAGCUCACCAAACAACUCCAUGGAGAACAGCAGAUCAACACGUUCCUGGGUGCAAAGAGAAAGCGUCCAUGGGAGGCUUGAAGAAUCUUUUAUUUUCUUUUAUUUGCUUUAUCUUGUAAGCCCGAAAGAGGCAAGAAAAAAAAAAGAAAAAGAGAAAAGGAAAAGAGAAAAGAAAUAAAAUGUUUGGCUAAUAAACGUUUGUUUCUCUUUUGUUUAAACGAAUCUAAAUUCUAAGAUCCUUGAAAACAUUGCAUAUGCAUCUCAUUCAUAAACAUUUCAUAACAGGUUCACAUAACAUGUUUCUCAUCUUCUCGCUGUUUAUUUCAAGUAGAAUGGAUGGAUUCCGAAGCAAGCAUCAAGAAUCUCGAGGCACAGAGCGCCCAAGUUCAGUUAGCAAUUCUGGAGCUAGCAAAAGGGCAAGAGGAACUGAAAGCCCUGAUGGCCAAGAAGAAAAAGAAGCCUAAGAGAUCUAUAGGUUUGAGCCACCUCGUGAGGAAAGUCAGAGUCCCAGCCAGGAGGUCCAAAAAGGCGCCAAUCCCUGAAGUAGUCGGUGAAGGUGAUCAAGAAGACAAUCACAGCAACCAGGGUUCUGCCAAACCCUCUCUCUCUUCUAACGAAGAAGAUUAUCAUUCCGAAGACGAACAGGGUGAUAGAAAAUACCAGCAGUUGGAAGAACGCAUGAAAGCUAUGGAGAUACAUAAAAUACCUGGUUUAGACUUCAACGAUCUUGGACUCGUCUCAGGGGUUGUUAUCCCUCCAAAGUUCAAAGUUCCUAUCUUUGCAAAGUCUGAUGAGUCUCUUGCCCAAAGCUGCAUCUAAGGUCCUAUGUGAGAAAGAUACAACCUCAUACGGCGGAUAAAAAAUUAUGGAUUCAUUUCUUCCAGGAAAGUCUGCCGGGUACACAACUCGAGUGGUACUACCAACUGGAAAGUGCAAAAGUUCACACCUGGGAAGAUUUGGCCGCUGCUUUCUACAAACAGUAUCAAUACAACGCUGACCUUGCACCAACCCGUACUCAACUACGGGGCAUGACCAUGGCACCGAAAGAAAGCUUCAAAGGGUAUGCACAAAAAUGGAGAAAUCUAGCUGGAAGGGUUCAACCUCCCUUAUCUGAUCGUGAGCUGGUCGACAUGUUCAUGGGCACUUUAACUGGCCCUUUUUACAGUCAUUUGCUGGGAAGCUCGUCGUCAGGUUUCACUGACUUGAUAUUAACUGGAGAGCGUGUCGAAAGCGGCAUUCAAAGCGGAAAAAUUCAAGUAGGCUCCUCCUCUGGUACUACAAAGAGGCCCAUCAGUGGGAGAAAUGAAGUCAAUACAGUGCACAGUCAGAAGGGUCGCAACAAAAGUGAUCAUCACCAAUCUGUAGGGGCUGUUCUGAUCUCUACGUCUGCACCUCAACAAGAUCAACCGCCAAAGUAUACGCGUCGGUCAGACGCACCAAGAAGGAACUUCACCAAAAUCAACAUGCCCAUCUCCCAAGCAUUGCAGCACUUGUUAAAAGUAAAUCUGAUUACAUUGAGGGAUCCUCCGAAGAAUGUCAACACUUCCUCUCCUAGUUAUCGCCCUGACGCAACAUGUGCAUACCAUUCCAAUAGUCCUGGACAUGAUGCAGAUCACUGUUGGGCCUUGAAAAAUAAGAUCCAAGACAUGAUAGAUGCUGGGGAAAUUGAAUUCGACCCUCCAGAGAUUCCAAAUGUCAUUACUGCUCCUAUGCCCAAGCAUGACAAAGCCAUCAAUGUUGUAGAUGAUGCUUCUCAUGUUGCUGAUGUGAUGAAUUUAACUACUUCCCUCUUAGUUAUCAAAGCAAAGCUGCUACAAUCCAGUUUAUUUCUGGGUUGUAAUGAGAAUUGUUACCAUUGUGCUUCUCAGUCCAACGGCUGUGCGAAAUUGAAGGAAGGCAUUCAGCGCCUGAUGAACAAUCAUGCAAUAAUGUUUGAAAGAAUUCCCCAUGUGAAGAACUAUUGCCAGGAUUUGUCUGUUAUUUCCACAACCCCUGUGAAAAUUCCAGCAAAUAAACCUGUCAAAAUUACUGCUGCACCUAGAGUAGCAUAUGUAAUCAUCACCAAUCCGGCUCCAUUUCCAUAUUCCUCAGACAAAGCUGUUCCGUGGAGCUAUGUCAUGAAUGUUUAUGUUUAUGGAGUUAAACAAGACACCUCGACUGAUGAGGCCGUGAAUGUUACUAAUCCAGUUGUUGAUAAUAUUGUGGGGACUAGUAAGAUUACAAGAAGUGGAAGGGUCUUUUCGCCGGACAUUUCUCCAAAUGUUACUACUACUCCAGUCUAGGUCCCAGUUCCUAAUCAAGCUGUCAAUGCUCGAGGCAAAGAGCCAUUAAUUGAACCAGUUCAAGUACCUGGUGAAGUCACUGUUGAAGAUCCUUCAAAGCAAGAAAUGGAGGAGAUUUUGAAAAUCAUCUGCAAAAGUGAUUAACAAUAUUGUUGAACAACUGGGGCACACUACUUCAAAGAUUUCCAUGCUAUCUCUGUUGAGGUAUUCAGAAGCUCAUGCCAAGGCCCUGAUGAAAUUCUUGAAAGUUGCACAUGUACCACAAGAGAUCUUAUUCGACCAAUUUGAAAAUUGUGUUGCCAGUCUAAAAGUGGAUAACGGUCUCGGUUUCUCUGAUGCUGAUUUAACCCCUGCCUUGAAAAAUCACAAUAAAGCCCUGCACAUCUCUGUUGAAUGUAAAGGCACCACUUUGUCUCAUGUGCUGGUAGACAGUGGUUCCUCGUUAAAUGUGUUACCAAAAGUAGUACUGGAGAAACUUGACUUCGAAGGAGUUGUGUUACAACCAAACGAUGUUAUGGUAAGAGCCUUCGACGGGUCAACAAGAACAGUAUACGGAGAAGUUAAGCUCCCAAUCAGAGUGGGCUCUCAGAUCUUUGAUUCUACCUUUUACGUGAUGGACAUUCAUCCAGCGUACUCCUGUUUACUAGGAUGCCCUUGGAUACAUGGGGCAAGCGCUGUAACUUAUACCCUGCAUCAGCAGUUAAAAUAUCCGAUAAAAGGCAAGGUCGUCAUGGUUUAUGGUGAAGAAGAAUAUGUGGUUACCCACCUAAGUAACUCCAAGUAUGAUGAGAUGGAUGGUGAAUUCAUCGAGACCCCCUGUCAAGCUUUUGAGGUGGUCCCUCCGGCUGUCUCUACUGCCAAACAUAUCUUUGCUGCUCCUGCUACAAGAAUAACUCCAACAAUGGCUUCUCUCAAAGAUGCUAAGGUUGUGAUCAAAAAGGGUGGUUGCACAGUGUGGGGACAACUCCCUGAUGUGCCUUACAAGUUCGAUAAGCUAGGUAUGGGUUAUGCUAAUGGAACUCAGACGAAUGAUCAACAUCCUCGUUCUGAAGGAUUAAUGUCCCAUUUCAUCAGCACAAGGAGUAAAUGCUAUCGAAGACGACAAAGUGAUCUCAAACCUUAUUACUAAGCAACAUCCAAAAGAAGUUCCACCCGUUCCCAAAGAGGUUUGGGAUACUUUGGGAGAACCGAGCGGCAAGUACGACUUUCUAGUGAAGUACACUGUUCCUCAGAGUUCUCUGAUUGCCAUUGAAGACAUUGUCCCAACUGGAUGGGAUGAUCAGUUCGAAGAUGACAAAAGUAUCACAGGUUCCGUUGCUAAGCAAUGCCAAAGUCCACCUAGUCCACCUAUUCCAAAAGAAGUCUGGGAUACGCUGGGAGAGCCAAGUGGCAAGUAUGACUUUAUGGUGAAGUAUUCCGCUCCCUUAAGCUCAAAAAUCGCCAUUGAAGACAUUGUCCCAACUGGAUGGGAUGAACAUUCCGAAGACGAUAAGAUAAUCACAAGCCCCGUCACUCCUGAAGAAAUCUGGGAUACACUGGGAGAACCAAGUGGCAAGUAUGAUUUUCUGGUGAAGUACACUGCAAAUCUCUAUCAAAGACAUCAUCCCAACUGGAUGGGACGAUCUUAUCGAGUAUCUCUCUCAGCCAACAGAGGUACCUCAGCCUGGGCUCUCAUCUCCAACAGAGCAUCUUGCUCAUUCUGAAGGAUCAAUAGCCCGUCUCGUCACCAAAGAAGUCAAUGUUGUGGAAGACGAAUAAGACAACUGCA